UCAUCAUCAUCAUCAUCAUCAUCAUCAUCAUCAUCAUCAUCAUCAUCAUCAUCAUCAUCAUCAUCAUCAUCAUCAUCAUCAUCAUCAUCAUCAUCAUCAUCAUCAUCAUCAUCAUCAUCAUCAUCAUCAUCAUCAUCAUCAUCAUCAUCAUCAUCAUCAUCAUCAUCAUCAUCAUCAUCAUCAUCAUCAUCAUCAUCAUCAUCAUCAUCAUCAUCAUCAUCAUCAUCAUCAUCAUCAUCAUCAUCAUCAUCAUCAUCAUCAUCAUCAUCAUCAUCAUCAUCAUCAUCAUCAUCAUCAUCAUCAUCAUCAUCAUCAUCAUCAUCAUCAUCAUCAUCAUCAUCAUCAUCAUCAUCAUCAUCAUCAUCAUCAUCAUCAUCAUCAUCAUCAUCAUCAUCAUCAUCAUCAUCAUCAUCAUCAUCAUCAUCAUCAUCAUCAUCAUCAUCAUCAUCAUCAUCAUCAUCAUCAUCAUCAUCAUCAUCAUCAUCAUCAUCAUCAUCAUCAUCAUCAUCAUCAUCAUCAUCAUCAUCAUCAUCAUCAUCAUCAUCAUCAUCAUCAUCAUCAUCAUCAUCAUCAUCAUCAUCAUCAUCAUCAUCAUCAUCAUCAUCAUCAUCAUCAUCAUCAUCAUCAUCAUCAUCAUCAUCAUCAUCAUCAUCAUCAUCAUCAUCAUCAUCAUCAUCAUCAUCAUCAUCAUCAUCAUCAUCAUCAUCAUCAUCAUCAUCAUCAUCAUCAUCAUCAUCAUCAUCAUCAUCAUCAUCAUCAUCAUCAUCAUCAUCAUCAUCAUCAUCAUCAUCAUCAUCAUCAUCAUCAUCAUCAUCAUCAUCAUCAUCAUCAUCAUCAUCAUCAUCAUCAUCAUCAUCAUCAUCAUCAUCAUCAUCAUCAUCAUCAUCAUCAUCAUCAUCAUCAUCAUCAUCAUCAUCAUCAUCAUCAUCAUCAUCAUCAUCAUCAUCAUCAUCAUCAUCAUCAUCAUCAUCAUCAUCAUCAUCAUCAUCAUCAUCAUCAUCAUCAUCAUCAUCAUCAUCAUCAUCAUCAUCAUCAUCAUCAUCAUCAUCAUCAUCAUCAUCAUCAUCAUCAUCAUCAUCAUCAUCAUCAUCAUCAUCAUCAUCAUCAUCAUCAUCAUCAUCAUCAUCAUCAUCAUCAUCAUCAUCAUCAUCAUCAUCAUCAUCAUCAUCA
Molecule: messenger RNA, 1170 nt
Organism: Eupeodes corollae
Lineage: Eukaryota; Metazoa; Arthropoda; Insecta; Diptera; Syrphidae
Exons: 1
Source: RefSeq, a predicted model, not a curated record